Messenger RNA from Calidris pugnax (ruff), 564 nucleotides. RefSeq names its product nucleus accumbens-associated protein 1-like. Gene Ontology annotation, biological process: regulation of transcription by RNA polymerase II. The coding region runs from base 1 to 468 and encodes 155 amino acids. The transcript is spliced from 4 exons. Gene Ontology annotation, molecular function: RNA polymerase II cis-regulatory region sequence-specific DNA binding; DNA-binding transcription factor activity, RNA polymerase II-specific. The record is from RefSeq and is a predicted model, not a curated record. Lineage: Eukaryota; Metazoa; Chordata; Aves; Charadriiformes; Scolopacidae.
AUGGGCACCAACGUCUACAUCACGCGGGCGCAGCUGAUGAACUGCCACGUCAGCGCGGGGACGCGGCACAAAGUCCUCCUGCGGCGGCUCCUGGCCUCCUUCUUCGACCGCAACACCCUGGCCAACAGCUGCGGCACCGGCAUCCGCUCCUCCAGCAACAACCCCAGCAGGAAGCCCCUGGACAGCCGGGUCCUGCACGCUGUCAAGUUUUACUGCCAGAACUUCGCCCCCAACUUCAAGGAGAGCGAGAUGAACGCCAUCGCGGCCGACAUGUGCACCAACGCGCGGCGCGUGGUGCGCAAGAGCUGGAUGCCCAAGGUGAAGCUGGUGAUGGCCGAGGGCGACUCCUACACCUCCUUCAUCAACGACAUGGGCAAGCUGGAGCCCGACAUCAUGGGCCCCGAGCCCCCCUUCGAGCCCCCCGGCCACGAGGGUGAGGCGGGGACCCCCGGGGAGGGCCUGCAGUGACCCCCCCCUUGAGCUCCCCCCCUCCUUUCUUCCCUGGGCCAACCCCCCCAAUCCUGGGUAGGGACCCCCUCCUGCAAGGGCCCUGUGGAUGGGUAG